AUGUUCGGAGUAGAAGAGAGUGAGAAUACUUAUUUUGAAUUAGAGAAUAUUAUAGUAAAUAUAAUAAACAUGUUCUUUGAAUUUCCAUGUGACAAAAAUAACAUUGAACUUGUCAGAAGGUUGGGAAAGAAAGGUGAUAACAUAAGACCGGUUGUUAUAACGUUUAACAGCAUGAGUUACAAGUUACAUAUUCUGAAAAACAAAUCCUGUCUAGAAAAUACUCAGUACUACAUUAAGGAGGAUUAUCCGAUUGAAGUCCUUAAUAGGCGGAAGGAACUCCAAGUCCAGUUACAGAAAGAAAAGGAGAAAGGCUAUACUGCUUUUAUAAGAUACGACAAACUUAUAGUAUUAAAAGGCACAUUUGAAAAAGAGAACCCCACCAAGAAGGUACUAGAAACUAGAAAACAACUACAGCCAAAAACAGAGGAAGAAUGGAAAAAGGGAAACAAAUAUUUUUUGAAAGGAGACCAAUUGAUCGUUUUCGACCUCCGACAUUUAAAAAAACUAACAAACACACGCGAGCAACCUAUCAAAACAAAAACAACAACAACUAAAUCCGGAAAAGCAAAACAAAUAUGGAAGAAACACAUUCUAAAACAACCUAAUCAAGAAGCCUUCCCACCACGGUUGGUCGCCGCGGGAAGAUCAGACCACCACCCUCUAACAAAAAAACAUAAUAUAUACAUAGCAUCGCUCAAUACUAGGACUUUAAGAACUCCUGAAUCACUAUCUGAGCUAGAAGUUGCGCUGAAAGACCUUAAAUGGGACGUAUUGGGACUAAGUGAAGUGCGCAGACCAGGAAAUUCAAUCGAAGAACAUGAAGAUUAUAUAAUGUUCCAUAAAGGCGAAAUUGGAGGCCAAAGAGGAGUUGGUUUUUUAGUUAAAACCCACUUAAAAAACUCCAUAGAAGAUUUCAUCGGUAUGACGGAAAGAAUAGCCAUAUUGCAUUUAAAAAUACCCAGCUUCAAAAAAAUAUGGUCAAUCAUCCAAGUCUACGCACCAACUGAACAAGCUGAUGAACUAGAACAUACAUCCUUUUAUAAUACACUAUCUCAAAUCAUAUAUGACUACUCUAAUAAUAUUAUUAUCCUGAUGGGGGAUUUCAAUGCGCAAGUAGGCGCUAGACAAAACGAUGACGAAUACAUAUUGGGAGAAUUCGCCUAUGGAAAAAGAAGUAUCAAUGGCCAACGAUUAAUAGAUCUCCUUCUUGAACAUAAUCUUACAAUUGCGAACAGUAUCUUCAAGAAGAAUAAAAACAACAAGUGGACAUGGGUCUCCCCUGACGGAAAGUACAGAAAUGAAAUAGAUUAUAUUAUAAGUAGCCACCCAAAGCUAUUUACAGACACCACAGUCAUUUCUAGGUUAAAUUUCAAUACUAACCAUCGCAUGGUUAGAGCAUCGCUCAAAAUUGCGCCCCCUAAGAUCCGUAGAAAGCACAUUAACUUGUCUAGCAGAACCCAUAUCGCGGAAACUAACGAAACAACAUCAUACCCAUUAGCAACUCAGACCAGAGUAACCGAAGAAACAGAAGAACUUGACAUAAGAAACAAAUGCACCAGACUUCAAAAUCAACUUCGCUAUGCUAAUACUAGAAAAGAGAAGAAACAAAAAUAUAUUUUGAGUGAUUCUACCAUGCAGCUUAUAAAUAAAAGAAAAAGUCUAAUUGCGAACAAAAACGGCAUACGGAAUCUGAGAGAAAUAGCCGAAAUAAGUAAGGGAAUAAGGAAAAGCAUACGCAGGGACAGGAAAACAAGGAGAAUACAAACACUCGAAAAACACAUCAUUGAAUCAGGCGGAACCAAAAAAGCUCUUAAAGAACUUCGUGAAGCGACUCCUUGGGUACCUAAUCUCAAAAGAAAUCAAAUUAACAUCACGAACCGCAAAACUAUAGUAAAGACAGCAUCAGAUUUUUACAAAAAUCUAUACUCCAACCCAGCUAUCGCAGGAAACGAACAGUGCAACAACUACAAAACGACGAUAUACCCUUCAAACUUAGAACCAGAUAUAUUACAAAGUGAAGUCAGGAAAGCUAUAUUAAGCCAAAAGUCAGAUAAGGCACCAGGUCCAGACAAGAUCACGAACGGAUUACUGAAAGGAACGCUAAAAGAACUGGUGCCCAUUCUGACGAAAAUCUUUAACGACAUCCUAACAUCAGAACAGAUUCCUGAACAAUGGCAAACCUCGCACAUAAUUCUUAUAUACAAAAAAGGAUCAAAGGAAGACCUAUCCAACUAUAGACCAAUAAGCCUGAUGUCAAACAUAUAUAAGGUUUUCUCCAAGAUAUUACUAGAUCGAUUAAGCACCACAUUAGACGAGAGCCAACCAAUGGAACAGGCCGGAUUUAGGAAAAACUUCGCAACGAUAGAUCAUAUACACACAGUCAAACAAAUCAUAGAAAAAUACAGUGAAUAUAACAAAACAGUGUAUAUGGCUUUUAUAGAUUACACCAAAGCUUUUGACAGCAUCAAACAUGAAGUGAUUUGGGAAAGCUUAGAAAACCAAGGAGUAUCCGGGGCCUAUAUAAACAUCAUAAAACAAAUAUAUGCUAACUGCAAUGCAAGAAUACAAAUGGAAACACUCGGAAAGACAUUUAAAAUCGAAAGAGGUGUCAGACAAGGGGACCCAUUAUCUCCCAAGCUAUUUUCUGCUGUGCUUGAAAACAUAUUCCGAAAACUAGAAUGGAAUGAAUUUGGACUAAAUAUAGAUGGGAGAAAACUACAUCUUCUUCGAUUUGCAGACGACAUUGUAUUGUUCGAAGAGAACCCUCAUAAACUUGGAGAAAUGAUACAAGACUUAAACAAAGAAAGUGAGAAAGUAGGCCUGAAAAUGAACACAAGCAAAACAAAGCUACUAUCAAAUUCAGUCCCAUACGAAAUAAAACUUAAUAAUCAACCUCUUGAAUACGUUGAAGAGUACAUUUAUCUGGGGCAAAUUAUCUCUCUAACUGAUAUAACCACCUGGAUAAUGGAUGGAAUAGAUAUUGGUCACUGA
Pieris macdunnoughi is the source of this 2991-nucleotide messenger RNA. The record is from the annotation of a GenBank genome assembly. Lineage: Eukaryota; Metazoa; Arthropoda; Insecta; Lepidoptera; Pieridae.